Astyanax mexicanus (Mexican tetra) is the source of this 3903-nucleotide messenger RNA. RefSeq names its product protein-glutamine gamma-glutamyltransferase K. Gene Ontology annotation, molecular function: protein-glutamine gamma-glutamyltransferase activity. The transcript has 14 exons. The record is from RefSeq and is a predicted model, not a curated record. Lineage: Eukaryota; Metazoa; Chordata; Actinopteri; Characiformes; Acestrorhamphidae. The coding region runs from base 130 to 2451 and encodes 773 amino acids. Gene Ontology annotation, biological process: peptide cross-linking.
UUAAAACAGGCUUGUUUGAGACUUGAUUUCAGAACAGAGCAAAGGGCUGCAAUAAGAACACACACACACACACAAACAACCUCACACACAAGAACAGUAAAUACACUCGGACCCAGAAACUAAAACAGCAUGCCUGUAGAAGCAGUGAGGAAUCGCUCCAUGAUGGGGCGUUUCCCAGAUGUCACACUGAGCUGGGAGGAGCCAGAGAAGGCAAAAGUGGAGAAUGAGGAGGUGAAGAAAGAGGGGCCGUGUAAAAGUUGGUUCAGAAAACUGUGCCCCUGCUGCUGCCAGCAGGACACUGAUGAACACGAUGGCAUCGACACUACGAACACGGGGGUGACGGAGGAACCUGGGGAAAAGCCACCAACAGCUGCUCUUGAGUUGGAUGAGUUCCUGCUAGGCGUGCGCUCAAUAGACCUCCUGAAGUCUAAAACUGGACCAAACCGGGUAGAGCAUCACACAGACCGUUAUCAUAGUGAUAACCUUAUAAUCCGCCGGGGACAGACCUUUCAGAUGAGGAUAGAGCUAUCACGACCUUUUGACCCCACAACGGACAAACUGCAUCUGGAGCUCAAAAUUGGCCCCACCCCUAUUGUAUCAAAGGGUACCCUGGUGAUUAUUCCCCUGGUCGAGGACAUGCAGGACGAUCGCUGGGAGGCCAAAAUAACGGAAAAGAUAGGCAACAAACUCAAACUGUCCAUCAACUCCCUGCCUACUGCUGUGAUUGGCCGAUAUGACCUUACCGUGGUCACACAGACUCCAAAAGGAACACUCUCAUCAACCCGCAACCCUGAGAAUGACAUCUACAUGCUGUUCAAUCCCUGGUGUGAAGAGGACUCUGUGUACAUGGACAGUGAAGAGGAGAGGAACGAGUAUGUUAUGAACGAUGUGGGGAUGAUUUACUAUGGGACAGACAGUCAGAUUGGAGCCAGAACGUGGAACUUUGGACAGUUUGCUGAUGGGAUGCUGGCAGCAUGUCUGUUUAUACUGGAGCAGAGCCGAACUCCUGUGUCUGGCUGGGGAGAUGCUGUUAAUGUAGUCAGAGUGGUCUCUGCAAUGGUAAACUCCCCUGAUGAUCAGGGAGUGUUGGAGGGGAACUGGUCUGGAAAUUAUGUGGGUGGGACGUCUCCCACGGCCUGGAGCGGCAGCGUGGAUAUUCUGAAACAGUACCACAAAAGUGGAGGAUCCCCUGUCAAAUACGGACAGUGCUGGGUCUUCUCUGGGGUCACUACCACAGUGCUCAGGUGUUUAGGUAUCCCCUCCCGCUCUGUAACAAACUAUAGCUCCGCCCACGAUACCGACAUUUCGCUGACAACUGAUGUUUAUUUGGAUGAGAAUAUGGAGCCAAUCGAGGAGAUGAACGUUGACUCAGUUUGGAAUUUUCAUGUGUGGAACGACUGCUGGAUGUCUCGCCCCGACCUGCCGGCUGGAAUGGGUGGUUGGCAGGUGGUGGAUGCCACUCCUCAGGAGACCAGUCAGGGUUCCUACCGCUGUGGCCCGGCCUCAGUGUCGGCUGUCCGGAGCGGACAGGUUUACCUUAAAUAUGACGCGUCCUUCGUCUUCGCUGAGGUGAACAGUGAUAAGAUCUACUGGCAGAGGAAUGCCGAUGGCACAUUCUCCCAGAUCUACUGUGAGAAGAAUGUGGUCGGACGCUCCAUCAGCACCAAGGCUGUGGGCUCCAACGAGAGACAGGACAUCACACACCUCUACAAACACCCUGAAGGGUCCGAAGAGGAGCGCAUUGCUGUGGAAACUGCCUCUCGCUACGGCUCCAAGCCCAACACAUACACUGUUGCAGUCGCUGAGGAUGUGACUGUUGAAGUCAGAAUGCAAGGCCAGGGUCCACGAAUGGGUGAAGACGUCGAGCUGUCCAUCAUCCUCAAAAACAACAGCUCGAGCCCACGCAGCACUGUCCUCCACAGUCAGGUGGCAGUCAUGUACUACACUGGAGUGCACAAGGCCACUGUGAAGAAAGACGACGUUAUGGUAGAACUCCAGCCCAAUGAAGUCCAGACACUGGAGUGGUCUCUUCAGUACUCCAACUAUAAGGACCAGCUGGUGGACCAGGCAGCGCUGAUGCUCACCCUGUCUGGAAGGGUCACUGAGACCAACCAGGUCCUAGCCACCCAGUUCAACUUCCGACUGCGCACACCAGACAUCCUCAUCACUCCCAUAGGAGAUGCUGUGGUGGGGAAAGAGAUGUCAGCUAAAUUCACGUUUAGGAACCCCUUGCCACGCAUUCUGAAGAACGUCAAGUUCCGUAUUGAGGGUCUGGGUCUGCAGAACGUCAGAGAGAUCUCCUAUGGUGACGUGGCCAGUUAUGCUGCAGUCAGUAUGACGGAGAAGUUCAUUCCGACACUGUCCGGCCCACGGAAACUUCUAGCUUCUCUGGACUGCCAGCAGCUCACUCAGGUUCACGGUGUUGCCGAUAUUGACAUCAAGGAGAAGUAAAAACAUGCCAGGAUUUGAACUUAUUCCAAGAAAUGCACUCAAUCAGUCUGUAUUAUGCCCAAGACUGCAGUAGGGAAAUGAGAUGGAACACUGGGGUAGUACAGGUUUCCAUCUGUUAACUUUUACUACACUGAGCCAUUGAGGAUUCACUGAGGAUUCCAAGGAAUGUUCAAACCCUCUGAAUAAUUAAUUGGUAAUGAUAUGAACAAAUUCAUGCAGAGUAGUUUGGCGUAAAUCUUAAAUCCUUUUUUCUAAAGAAAUUGUCUACAGUGGUUAUAAAUUUUCUAGUGUGCCAAUAUAUGUUCACUGCAAGGCUGGGUUAAAGGCGGAGGCUAAAAGUAUCGUCACUUUGGUUGUCAACACUGGCCAGUGUGCUCAUGGCAAGGCAACAUACAUUAUUUCAGUUUAAGUGAAUGUGACCAUACAAUAAACAUGCAACAGAGCCCUCAAAAUUUGAAUCAUUAUUUUUAAUGCAGGUGCACACACCGCCAUUAUGUGCUUAGGGACGUCGAGCCUUGUUUGAUUACUCAGUGCACCACACACACAGUAUUUAUUUAUUAUUACAUUAAAUUAAACAAAAAUGGCAAAAAUAUAUGACUUGGAAAUUAAAUGAUAUGACAAAAAUACAGUAUUUUAAAGAAACAGUGAGGAACCUGGUUUAUCUCUGUACAUCAUCACAUCUUGCUCACACAAAGCCCCCUUGUGGGUUAUAGAUAAAGGGAAGCUGAUUAACAAACUCAUCGUUUUAGAUAAUAAAUUAUGUAAUCAUGUUGAAAUGUUGCCUGUACAACAUCUCCCACAAAUCAGUGCAGGUUUCUUUUACUUCCACUGAACAUGGCAAAAGUGAUGGCAAAAAUGAUGGGACACAGUACAUAUUCCUCUUUUCCAUUACUUUUGGCAUUGUAGCUCUGUUUACCCACACUGUAAAAAAGAGUAAGCUUCUCUACAAAAUGCUGUUUUACAUCAAGCACAAUCGGAAUCGGAAUGACAUUGCAUCAACUUGUCUUGGCUAUAAAUAAUUUGCAUUAGCAACCACUAUUGACUUACUACACAAACAGUCUGAAACAAGCUGAACUGUUUUUAUUACAAGCUCUUCCUUUGAAGGAUUUAACUGCACCUAACGGCCUCGAAAAGCUAGUUAGAACAUGUAGCAACAGAAUAUCCUGAUCUACUUUUAAUAGAUGUAUUAUGCUUUUGUGUAUAAAGUUUAUUUAUCAUAUUUAUCUGCUGAGAAAUAUUUUAAGAUGAAUUUUAAAGGAUUUGUAAAGUUUUUUUUGUGUAUUUGUAAAAUAUUUUGUGAAAUUUUGUGUAUAUGUGAAAAUGUUUUUUUUUUUUCUAUGACAAAAAAUGUGGGGCUUCGGUAUUGAUUUAUGGGGAUUAUUAGUCAGUCAGUAUGAAAAAUUCAGUAUUCCUGUAAUUCUGUUUCCAAUAAAUAAGAAAACGCUUUUGUAA